AUGGUCGACGUGCGGCUGUACCCCGACCACGUGGAGGUGUACUACAAGGGGCACCUGGUGGAGAGCAUGGAGCGGAUACGGGGUAAGGGCAAGGCGCGCAUAGACUACCGCCACAUCAUAGGUUCGCUUGUGCGCAAGCCCGGAGCGUUCGCGCGCUACCGCUUCAGGGAGCAG
This is a messenger RNA of Geodia barretti, 174 nucleotides long. NCBI's taxonomy places the organism in Eukaryota, Metazoa, Porifera, Demospongiae, Tetractinellida, Geodiidae. The record is from the annotation of a GenBank genome assembly.